This is a messenger RNA of Vespa crabro (European hornet), 2334 nucleotides long. It is a transcript of the gene Phb1, whose product is annotated as protein l(2)37Cc. Lineage: Eukaryota; Metazoa; Arthropoda; Insecta; Hymenoptera; Vespidae. The coding region runs from base 156 to 974 and encodes 272 amino acids. Gene Ontology annotation, cellular component: membrane; mitochondrion. Gene Ontology annotation, biological process: mitochondrion organization. The record is from RefSeq and is a predicted model, not a curated record. The transcript has 4 exons.
CGAACUAGGAAGACACCGUUUAUUACGUAAGCAUUACCAACGCCGGUAUAAGAUUUUUUAACUAUUAUUUAUAUUAAAAACUUUAUCAAUUUCGAAACGAUCAACGAAUUAUAUAUGUAAAAUUUUUGAUUGCAUGAACCGAUAGUGUAUAAAAAAUGGCAUCACAAUUCUUCAAUCGACUAGGUCAAUUUGGAUUAGGAAUGAGUCUUGUUGGUACGGCUAUUAGCACUGCGCUGUAUAAUGUCGAUGGAGGACAUAGAGCAGUUAUCUUCGACAGAUUUGCUGGUAUCAAAAGUCUUGUGGUAGGAGAAGGAACACAUUUUUUAAUUCCUUGGGUACAAAAACCUAUUAUCUUUGAUAUACGUUCAAGACCACGAAACGUUCCUGUUGUUACCGGUAGCAAGGAUUUACAGAAUGUGAACAUUACACUUCGUAUUCUCUUUAGACCAGUACCUGAUUCGUUACCUAAAAUAUACAAUGUUUUGGGUUUUGAUUAUGAUGAGAGAGUACUACCAUCUAUUACAACUGAGGUAUUGAAAGCUGUUGUUGCACAGUUUGAUGCUGGAGAAUUGAUUACUCAACGUGAAUUAGUCUCUCAAAAAGUUAGCGAAGAUCUAACUGAAAGAGCUUCGCAGUUUGGUCUUAUUUUAGACGAUAUAUCAAUUACGCAUUUAACUUUUGGAAAAGAAUUUACUCAUGCUGUAGAAUUGAAACAAGUCGCUCAACAGGAAGCAGAAAAAGCUCGUUUCUUAGUAGAAAGAGCUGAACAACAAAAGAAAGCAGCUAUUAUUACAGCAGAGGGUGAUGCUCAAGCUGCUAGUUUAAUAGCAGAAUCUCUUGGGAAUGCUGGUGAUGGUCUUGUUGAACUUAGAAGAAUUGAAGCUGCCGAAGAUAUCACAUUUAAUUUAGCAAACUCUCGGCAAGUAACGUAUUUACCAUCUGGACAAAAUGUAUUGCUGAACUUACCGCAGUAAAAGAGAAAGUAUGAAAUGAGCAAAAAAUAUAUAUAUAUACGUAUAUAUGUAUGUAUAUACAUAUAUAUGUAUAAAUUAAGCAUUUACAUCGUAAAGGAAGGCAUUUUGAUGUUGAUAACGUAAUUGAAUGUGGCAAAAAAUUCCCUGGAAGUGUUGCAUAGCAGGAAUAUAUAGAAUUUCAUAAUACUUUAGUUAUUUUGCAAAUUUGUAUUAUUUCUUUUUUCUUUUUUCUUUUUUUUUUUUUUUUUAUAAUUAUAUAUACUCCUAUUCCUUUUAUCGAGUGUUGUAAAUAUCUUUCAAAAAAAUCUUUCUGUGGCGAAUUAAUAAUCUGGCCUAUCAUUUUUAGGCAAUUAUUACUUUAUUAUUAAAUAAUAGGAAAUAGUUAAAAAAAAAAAAAAAACGAAUUGUUCGCAGCAAAAAAAAAACAUCUUUUUUUGUUAUUUAGAAAAUACUGAUCAAGUUAGUAAUUACAAGAAUGGUAUUAUCUUAAAUCGAUUAUUCUUUAAUAGUUUUGCUAUUCAUUGAUUAUUUAGAGAUAACUCUUGGAUAUUGAUGAUAUUUUUAUAUAAAUAUUCUUCAUAAGGUAUUAGCAGUUCUCGAAAUUUUUUCUUCCAUUCGUAUAUUCAAAAGUAUUGUGGAUAAUGAACGAAACAAGACUAAUAAUAUGAAAUGACUAAGAAAUAUGCACACCGUUAAAAAGUAAUUUGGCAUAAGAUCUACAUAAAGAAAAUCAUUUUCAAUUUGCCAUUUUUGAAUAAAAACUAAGAGGAUGUUGAUGAAAUAAUAAUUACGUAUAAAAAAUUGUACACUUGUUGAUGAAUAUCACGCUUUGUUAUAAUAUUGUUCAUAGUAUUGAAACAUUUAUUUGAGAUAAUUUUGAUAUUUUAUUAUAUAUUUUUCAUGCGAAGCGUUCAUUCUUAAAAAUCUUAUUGCUAUUUAUCACAAUCAAUAUGAAAUUUCUUUAAUUACGAAGUUCAUCGGAUGCUUCAUCUCCAAUUAAAUGUUUCUGCUCUUAAGAUCGUAAAGUUAGAAUUCUUUUACACGUCGAGAAGGUCGUGCAACGUUAUUCUUUGAUCGCUUAUUGCGACCGGUCGUGCAGCGAAUCACGAUGAUCAAUCAAGGAGCCGAAAUUGAUGAGAGAUUAUCUCAGUCGGUGUGCUUUCGUCUCGCGUCUGUCGGCAGAACCUGUUAACAGAGAAAACAAUCCAUCACAAUUUGCCGAUCACCGCGGGGUACCUUACACAGGUGGUCUUCGGUAAAAAUUCGAGUCAUAUCCAAGGAAAUUUACCGUAUAUCGUAACGUACAUAAAGCUUCUGUAUAUAAAUUAUUCAAGAAAUAUGAGAAAAGAUAUGAAAUUUA